GGCGGGGAGCGGCGCGGAAGCCGGGCCACAUAAAGGAGCGGGCGGCGCGACGGGGGCGGCUCUUUCCUGGGUGGGGUUUGCGAAGUCGUGGCCCGUUAGCAGGAAGCCGAACAGUCGCCCCGACGCUACUGAGGACCCAAUCUGAGUCCCCGGCCACCCGAAUCCGAGCCGUGUGUACUGCGUGCUCAGCACUGCCCGACAGUCCUAGCUAAACUUCGCUAACUCCGCUGCCUUUGCCGCCACCAUGCCCAAAACGAUCAGUGUGCGCGUGACCACCAUGGAUGCAGAGCUGGAGUUUGCCAUCCAGCCCAAUACCACUGGCAAGCAGCUAUUUGACCAGGUGGUGAAAACUAUUGGCUUGAGGGAAGUUUGGUUCUUUGGUCUGCAGUACCAGGACACUAAAGGUUUCUCCACCUGGCUGAAACUCAAUAAGAAGGUGACUGCCCAGGAUGUGCGGAAGGAAAGCCCCCUGCUCUUUAAGUUCCGUGCCAAGUUCUACCCUGAGGAUGUGUCUGAGGAAUUGAUCCAGGACAUCACUCAGCGCCUGUUCUUUCUGCAAGUGAAAGAGGGCAUUCUCAAUGAUGAUAUUUACUGCCCGCCUGAGACUGCUGUGCUGCUGGCCUCGUAUGCUGUCCAGUCUAAGUAUGGCGACUUCAAUAAGGAGGUGCAUAAGUCUGGCUACCUGGCCGGAGACAAGUUGCUACCGCAGAGAGUCCUGGAACAGCACAAACUCAACAAGGACCAGUGGGAGGAGCGGAUCCAGGUGUGGCAUGAGGAGCACCGUGGCAUGCUCAGGGAGGAUGCUGUCCUGGAAUAUCUGAAGAUUGCCCAAGAUCUGGAGAUGUAUGGUGUGAACUAUUUCAGCAUCAAGAACAAGAAAGGCUCAGAGCUGUGGCUGGGGGUGGAUGCCCUGGGUCUCAACAUCUAUGAGCAGAAUGACAGACUGACUCCCAAGAUAGGCUUCCCCUGGAGUGAAAUCAGGAACAUCUCUUUCAAUGAUAAGAAAUUUGUCAUCAAGCCCAUUGACAAAAAAGCCCCGGACUUCGUCUUCUAUGCUCCCCGGCUGCGGAUUAACAAGCGGAUCUUGGCCUUGUGCAUGGGGAACCAUGAACUAUACAUGCGCCGUCGCAAGCCUGACACCAUUGAGGUGCAGCAGAUGAAGGCACAGGCUCGGGAGGAGAAGCACCAGAAGCAGAUGGAGCGUGCUAUGCUGGAAAACGAGAAGAAGAAGCGUGAAAUGGCAGAAAAGGAGAAAGAGAAGAUUGAACGGGAGAAGGAGGAGCUGAUGGAGAAGCUGAAGCAGAUCGAGGAACAGACUAAGAAGGCUCAGCAAGAACUGGAAGAACAGACCCGUAGGGCUCUGGAACUUGAGCAGGAACGGAAGCGUGCCCAGAGUGAGGCUGAAAAGCUGGCCAAGGAGCGUCAAGAAGCUGAAGAGGCCAAGGAGGCCUUGCUGCAGGCCUCCCGGGACCAGAAAAAGACUCAGGAACAGCUGGCCUUGGAAAUGGCGGAGCUGACAGCUCGAAUCUCCCAGCUGGAGAUGGCCCGACAGAAGAAGGAGAGUGAGGCUGUGGAGUGGCAGCAGAAGGCCCAGAUGGUACAGGAAGACUUGGAGAAGACCCGUGCUGAGCUGAAGACGGCCAUGAGUACACCUCAUGUGGCAGAGCCUGCUGAGAAUGAGCGGCCAGCCUCUCGAAACAGUUUAAGUGAUGGCGGCAUCGUGCAUGCGUCGAUCGCAGAGCCCCCGAUGUGCCGAUGUGCCGUGGCAUCACCCCCUCGACCAGCAGGGCUUCCUG
Molecule: messenger RNA, 1796 nt
Organism: Cebus imitator (Panamanian white-faced capuchin)
Lineage: Eukaryota; Metazoa; Chordata; Mammalia; Primates; Cebidae
Gene: MSN
Product: moesin
Exons: 13
Biological process (GO): regulation of cell shape; positive regulation of early endosome to late endosome transport; regulation of organelle assembly
Cellular component (GO): adherens junction; microvillus; cytoskeleton
Molecular function (GO): actin binding; cell adhesion molecule binding
Source: RefSeq, a predicted model, not a curated record